AGCGCUCAGGCCAAUGCAACAUGGCGUCGGAACUGAGUCUGGGUUAUCAUCUGCGUCUGUAGCGACUCUCAGCGUAAAAGCUGACGUAAUUUCUAAUAAAAGAUUAGCGAAAAUGUAAUUCACUCGCUCCUUCAAUUGUCAUCGCGCAGUGCGUGAAGCAAAAGCCAGGCUCAGCGAGAUGAACACGGACAUACGCAUCGCUGUUACAUGUUUUCUGCUUAUCGCGAUGAUAACCUUCACGAGUGCAGGCCAGCUAUCGAUGAAAGAACAUCGAACUCAGGCGGCUUCCGAAAAAGCUAACGAUCUAUGGUGCUAUCAAUGCUUUACCAUGGAAGACGGUGAAAAAUGUAUCAAUCUUACUGGCAAUACUGGCAAUUCCAGCACCUUCAGGCACAAGUGUACGGAUGACAAAAGAAUUUGCAUGGUGAAACGAUUUUCCUACACCUUAAGCACCGAGAAUUCGACUUCCACGGAACAAACGUGGUCCGUGGAAAGAAACUGCACGAACAAAUGCGAACCAGGAUGCAUCGUAAUCGGAGAACGCACUAAACUCUUCGCCUGUACCGCCUGUUGUGAGACCGAUAUGUGCAACAACGGUAACGGGACAGCCAACGACCUAACAAUCAAAGAAAUCGACUUUCUGUUAGCUCUUGUGCUUCAAGCUAUCUUGACCGUUAUCAUGUAUCCAUCGUGACAGCAUUAAUAAAGUUACUUGUUAUAAUUCCCAUUA
Nylanderia fulva is the source of this 730-nucleotide messenger RNA. RefSeq lists its product as uncharacterized. NCBI's taxonomy places the organism in Eukaryota, Metazoa, Arthropoda, Insecta, Hymenoptera, Formicidae. The record is from RefSeq and is a predicted model, not a curated record.